Molecule: messenger RNA, 1263 nt
Organism: Clonostachys solani
Lineage: Eukaryota; Fungi; Ascomycota; Sordariomycetes; Hypocreales; Bionectriaceae
Source: the annotation of a GenBank genome assembly
AUGCCGGCCGAUCAUGAUAUAACAGACCAAGCCCAAGAUCAGCCCUCCUUCACGAUAACAGAGCCCACUUCAUUGUACCCCGAUCGUGAGUAUGUCAUUCACGACUCAUGUCUGCUGUUCCUCGAAAAGACAGUCCAUUCUAGCUCGUUCCCUCUCCAGCGGCUCUACGAAGUCCUCGCGUCGCUACCUUACUCAGAAAUCUACCAGACGGUCGAUUGGGGACGUGACCAUGGCAUGCGUGAUGUCGAGAAUGAAUGUGGCUACGAUCCCUGGUUGAUCCGGCUUUCUCCUGAUCCAGAACACCCGCUGCGGCCGUACUCAACAUUCGACCCUCUCCGGAGUCCGCAGGUUGAUGAACUGCUUUCGAACUCUGCAAUGGGGCGGAGCGAAAUAGUAACAGGAGAACUCCCGCGGCUAAAUACUGAAAUCAUUAACAUAGGCGAUGACCAGCUUAAUCCGUCGGACCGUUUCCUGAGGCUGCCGACCGAGAUCUGCUGCUUGAUUGCCCAAUACUUGCCGACGACAGAUGUGGCAAACAUCCGUCUUGUGUCGAGGGCUUUCCUGUCCUCAUUUGAUCACCAGUCCUUCUGGGCCUCUAGAUUUCACCAGUUUCACGAACGUUCAUGGCUUUUCGAGGCCCUGGAUACGAAAGAUCGUCUCGACUGGCGUAGGUUGUAUGACUUGACCCGAUAUGCGUCGAUCGACAAGCAUCUCAAGAAUCGACGAAGAAUCUGGGAACUGGUUCCAAUGAUUCUAGGCACACUUCAGCUUCGUUGGCACGGCCAAAUGGAUCGCACUGCUCCCAUGGACGCCGAACACAGUCUUCGCAUGGUCGCAAGGUGCCACAAACAACGCCCAGGAUUCGAUAUCCGGGAGGUGUCCCGCAUCCACCUCCUCCACAAAGUCCCCAUUCCUGCACGCCUGUCGCAGAUUAGUGUAAGCUUCACGAGGCUCGGUGACGCGAAAUAUGUUUGCGGAUUCACGUUCUGGCCAGCAGACGAUCCGCCUUGUCAUAUGGGAUACGAAAGUCAUGACCAAGAAUGUGUGAACUUGGAGUGUUUUGACGGCAUAAUUCUCACAACCACGAAGCGAGGCGUCCGGGCUGUACGGUUUCUCAGCCACAGCACAACUCCUUGGCUUGGGCAGACGGGAGGCUUUACGUCUUACUCAAAGCUUUCCACUGAGCGGGGAGUAAAAGUGAUUGAAGGCGGGUUUGACGGCUGUAAGAUGAUUUCUCUGGCCAUUUCCGAGGCCGAGUCCUGA